AUGUUGAAUUUAUUCAAGAAGAAGAUUACCUAUCAUGCCACAUCUGGUUUGGUUGCAUCUUCUUCAUCGCCGACGAGUGCCCUAUUGUUUGGCAGUGGUGCUAAUACAACAGUAACGAAUAAUAUUCUUCUGCCAUCAAUAGUCAACAAUAACAACAGUGGGACAACAAGAGGCUUUAAACAAAAGUUUGGUAGAGUUUCAUCAUCCAACAAUACGGAAGAUAAACAACAACAACAUUCAUCUCAACAUGGAUUUUCUACUAAUAGUGGUGAAACAAGACAACCAACAUCUAAAAAACCAUUCAAGUCUAAUUUCCAACAAAAUUCCAACAAUCAUCACAACAAACCACACCACCAGAAAUCACAACAAAAUUAUAAGGAAAAACAUUCAAACAAUACCACUUCUACCACAUCUUUCCUAAAAGACCAUCACGAAGAACCAUCAAGAAACUUUAAAUUCAAUAAUAACCAACAACAUUUUGAUAAGAGUCAAAGAAAAGGAGGAUUUAAUAAGAGAGAUGAUAAAGCUCAAUUUCAACAUCACAAAAAGCAUAAUAUGGAAAGGAAACCAAAGAAACAACAGUCAGAAACUCCUUUACCCGAUGUUGUUUCUAAUGUUGAAGAGCCUAUCAAAGAGGAAAAGAAAAGUUUUGUUGCUCUCAAUUAUGACGAUAUUGAUAUGAACCUUAAAGGUGAAGAUGAAACACACCAAACAUCUGCAAGUGAUGUCUCUCCUUUCUAUGAAGGGAAUGAACAUUCAUCUGAAUUCACACCUUUCACAAAAGAAUUGGAAAUUAAUGUAGACAUUUUAUUGAAACGAGUUUUAGAAAAGGUCAAAACACAAAAUGCUGUAGAAAUUGAUAAGGAGAAAGAUGGUCUUUCUUCACUUCUCAGAGCUACUGAUUCUGCAAUCAAGGAAGAGGAUGACGAUAUUUUCCAACCACGUGAUUUUAGUCUUAUCGAGGAAACUGAUGAAGCAGAAGAAGAACAAGAUUUUGUUGGAAAGAAAUAUGAUACACUUCAUAAGAAACCACUAGAAUUGAAGAAGAAAGCCUCUCGUGAAAAGGAAGAAUUCAGUGAAAAACAAAGUGCUGAAGUACUGACAAAUGCCAAAUACAUUCCAUCUGUGGGUAUAAAAUAUAGAAGUAAGAAUAAUGAUGAAUCACUUCCAGCUCUUCACAAAUACCUAGUUGAUUUUGGAGAUUCAGAAUACUUGCAAUUGGCUGAAACUCAUCCAUCUGAAAAGAUGUAUGUCGGAGAUUCAGAUAUUAAUCAAGUACCAACUUUGAAAAAUGGGCUCAAUAGAGUUUUAACUUCACCUGGUGUACACAGAAUGUAUGAUGGUAAAACUAAAACUCAUUUCUUCCAUCCAUACAUGAGACAACUCCACAAACCAGAAGAAAUCAACUUUAAUAAUUUGACACCUUUCAUUCCACCAUCCCAAGAUACUACCCUCCACAAAUUAAUGGAUCAAAAUCCUUGCAGAUAUCAAUCAUCAACAAGUUCCAUAACCUCACCUCUGGUUUCCCUCUAUCUUGCACUCUCUAACUACAAACCAACAAGAGCAAGAAAUUUGGAAAAUUUCAAAUAUCUUACAAGCUCAUUCACUCCUGCUGUUCGUAAGCCAGUCGUUUUUAUUCUUCGUCCAAAGCUUUCCAAACUCGGACAUACUUUCUACUCAAUAGAUUCAUACAAAUUCCUUUUUGAGCCUCGAUCAAAUCAAAUUUUGAUGGACCUUGGUAAAGUAAUGGAAAAGCUUUUUGUUAUGGAACCAGAAGAUUUUGAAAAGAGAUUUGUUAAACAAUAUUGUGGAGAAGAACAAACAGUAGAAGAUGAAGAAGUAUACAGAUACCUUCGCCACGGAAGUUUCCUUUUGAGAUCACAGUUGGAUUGUUACCAUCCUCAAUAUGGUGUUUUUGAUAUUAAGACAAGAGCAACAAAUCCAAUCAGAAUCAACAUGGAAAAAUAUCAAAAAUUCACAAACAUCAAACUGAAGAUGAUUAAGGGUAACUAUAACUCAUACGAAAGAGAAUUUUAUGAUAUGGUUAGGUCUGUAUUCAUAAAGUAUAGUAUGCAGGGUAGAAUUGGUGGCAUGGACGGCAUGUUCUUGGCCUAUCACAAUACUGUCGAACUUUUUGGUUUUGAAUACAUCAAGUUGGGCGAAAUUGACAAACAUGUAUUCGGUAGUCCACAUAUGGCAGAAAGAUUCUUCAGUCUUUUACUCGAUUUAUUAGGUGAAGUUUUGGAUAGAAUUACUGAAAAAUUUGCUGGUCAAGCUCUCAAAGUAACUUUCCGUCCAGUUAAAGUAGAACCAUACUUUAUUGACAUUUUUGUUGAACCAGUACAUGGUGAUUUAGGAUGGAAUGAAAGAAAGCCAACAGAAGAAGAAAAGAUGAAAUGGGAGUCUGAUCGAUUCAAUGCUAAUCCAUUCGCUGACAUGAUAGAAGAUACUGUUUAUUGUUAUCGUUUAUCAUGCCAACCAAUGGUAAAUGGAGCUGUUUGCAGAAACUAUGUCGAAUUCAAGGAAGAAGACAAGGUUGACAUUUUGUACUGUUUGGAAGAAAUGGGUGAUACCACAACUGACAAAUUCUUAUUGAAUGAGUACAUUCUCACUUUAAAGAAGGCCUUCUUUGUUGAAUAAAUUUCUUCGAAUCACCAUUAAUGUAACUCUGCCUUUAC
Molecule: messenger RNA, 2678 nt
Organism: Naegleria gruberi
Lineage: Eukaryota; Heterolobosea; Eutetramitea; Acrasida; Naegleriidae
Exons: 1
Coding region: 1-2640 (879 amino acids)
Biological process (GO): mitochondrial RNA 5'-end processing
Cellular component (GO): mitochondrion; mitochondrial envelope
Source: RefSeq, a predicted model, not a curated record